Messenger RNA from Alosa sapidissima (American shad), 3327 nucleotides. It is a transcript of the gene e2f1, whose product is annotated as E2F transcription factor 1. Bases 695 to 1963 code for a protein of 422 amino acids. Gene Ontology annotation, biological process: G1/S transition of mitotic cell cycle; regulation of transcription by RNA polymerase II. The transcript has 7 exons. Gene Ontology annotation, molecular function: RNA polymerase II cis-regulatory region sequence-specific DNA binding; protein dimerization activity; DNA-binding transcription factor activity, RNA polymerase II-specific. Gene Ontology annotation, cellular component: Rb-E2F complex. NCBI's taxonomy places the organism in Eukaryota, Metazoa, Chordata, Actinopteri, Clupeiformes, Clupeidae. The record is from RefSeq and is a predicted model, not a curated record.
CUACAGCGUCAGAUCAACAGAGUCAACAUAACUAUGUGGAAAUGUAAUAGUUAACGUUAGGCUAGAUAGGAAGUUAACGGGGAAGGCUAUUUUCUAUUUGCUGUAUUCAUUGAAUGCACCCUCGGAAGCUGCACGCAGAUCAACAGUCGUAACUCUAUUAGAGUUUGUCUUAUGGAUUGUAGGCUACAUUAGUGCCGUGCCGUCCAAAUUUAGCGUACGAUAGUGACGGAUGCGGGAAGUUGUAGCUUAUGUAAGCUGUUUGUGGAACGUAGCCUAACGUUAGAUGUAUGGAAUUUGGUUAAGUCUGCCCAAGUAGCCUACUUACUGUACUGUAACCGGUAAAUCAUUUUAGUGAAGUGACUGGGGGCACAUGAGUGAUGCAUCCGUAACUAUAACUUCCAGUACGGUUCAACGUUGUCAUGGUGGUAAUAGUAUUGGAAUAAUUUAGCCUAUGUAACUCUUGUUGCAGAGUAAAGUUGUGCCGCUCCACCGGAAAAGAUAGCUCGCGAUAUAAACCAGUGAACUAUGAUGCGUUUCUUGCCUUUAUCAAAUUUGACAGCAGGUAGGCUGGAACUAGCCUAAUGUGCUGGAACGUAAGAAAUAUAGGCCUACUGAUUGUGCUGUGGAAUAAACAUGUAGGCCUAACUCGUUAGUUUUGUUAUUGAAAAAGCAAUUACUAAAAAACCUUUAAGCCAUGUCUGACACACUUUUAUCGGGGAGGAACUCGGAGGAUUUACUAGCAGAUUUCGAGUCACUAGUAAACUCUGGAGCGUUUGACCUGAGCGACCAGCCAGUUGUGAUCAUUUCGACUCCAAGUAAUGUCGCCUUUCCCACAGUUUGUCCAGGAGACCUAUACUUUGUUGCCACGCCCCAAACUUCGACUACAGAUGAUGAGCGCCUCCGAACAUGUUUGGGUCGACCACCGGUGAAAAGAAAGUUAGAUCUUGACAGUGACCAUCUGUAUAACAUCAGUCCAACACCUAAGGUCUUAAAUCAAGCUUCUUCAAGCUCCACAGCACUACCAAGAGUUUAUAAGAAUUCCACAGAGAAGUCACGCUAUGAUACUUCCCUGAACCUCACCACAAAACGUUUCCUAGACCUGCUAUCCCAAUCACCUGAUGGAGUUGUGGACCUCAACUGGGCCUCACAGACUCUAGAUGUACAAAAACGGCGCAUCUAUGACAUCACCAAUGUUCUAGAGGGUAUACAGCUUGUCACCAAGAAGUCAAAGAAUCACAUCCAGUGGCUUGGAAACUGCAUUGAUGGGCAGUCCAUGAUGCGAUAUCGGCACCUGCAGAGAGAUAUAUUACAGCUGACAGAGGUGGAAGGGAAAUUGGAUGAGCUCAUUUGCCAAUGUGACUUACAGCUUCAGCUUCUUACAGAAGACCCACAGAACAAGAAGCUCGGCUAUGUUAUGUGCCAAGACGUACGCAUGGUAGUGAAUCCUACCGACCAGCUGGUUAUGGUUAUCAAAGCACCCCCUGAAACAAAGCUGCAUGUUUCUGAACCUAGUGAGGGAUACCAGAUCGCCUUGAAAAGUGCCAGAGGCCCUGUAGAUGUUUUCUUAUGCCCAGAGGAUAAUUCCAAAGUGUACAGCCCUUUGACUGACAGCAAAGGACUAGUGCCCUCAAAACAAAUCUGCCCUCCUCAGACUACUUCAGUGGAGCCAACCGCAUGCACAUCAUCUGUCCCGGAUUCAUCCUCUCUUCCAUUAGAACCACCUCCUCUGAAUGAAGACCCUGUACCAAGUCAAGAAUAUAUGCCUGACUUGGACUUGACAUACUUUGAGUCUUCCAGCUUCCUGUUAGACCAUGGCAUGGAUUGCUUUAACAUACCCACAGAUAGUUUCAUCAAUCUUUCACCACCGCUGAGUCAAGACUACCACUUUGGGAUGGAGGAGAAUGAAGGCAUCAGUGAGCUAUUUGAUUCUGACUUUGGUGAACUGGGCCAUUUUGAAUUAUAAGAUUGUUUCAAGAAAGUGAGUGAAUGGACAGUGCAUACAUACAGUAACAUUUAUACAGCAUGCUGAUAUGAUGUGGGCCAGACUUAUUCUAUAUACUGAGGGGGUAAUGCAUUAUCAAUGUUUAAGUGAAUUAUGCCUUUUAAAUUUUCAAGAGCACUAUUUUGUAAAUGUAUCAACAUGCUUUAUGUCAAUAUUAUUUAAAAUAUGUAUUUGCUGAUCAGUCUGAAAUACCUCAAUUACAUAGAUUUGAACUGGCACUUUCAUAGCUGUUCUGGUUUCCCUUUCAAUAAUUAAAAGUUGUGGGUGAUUUGUGGGAAACAAAUGAGUUCACUAGAAAAUAUUGCCAGAAGUUUGCCAAUGUUGACCACUAGAGGCAAAGUUCCAGCAAAGUUCUGAAAACAAUGAGAAAUUUGCCACUAGUGACAAAAUGUGUUUGCCAGUGAUUUGCCACCACACUUAGCCAAAAAGAGAAAACUUCCAGUGAACUUCUGGUAACAAACCUAAUUUGCAUAUGACAUUGGUGCAAAUUAACUGCAACAUUGCCAAAAGUUAACCACAACUGUUUGCCAGGAACCUAAUUUGCAUGUGAAAAUAUGACCUUGCCGCAAAUUUGCAGCAACUGUUCGCCAGAAAGUUCAAAUUUCUGUAAGUGUUAUGCAAUGGUGGCUUCAUGUUUAGGGCUGUAACAAUAUGCAUAUCGAAAUCGCGAUCACUCACAUCCACGAUCCUGUGCUGCGGUAUGAGAAGGCAGAAUCAUGACACACCCUUUCUAGUGAUUCCUGCAGGCUUUGCAGCUUACGCGGCCGCAUAAACAACACACAUCUCCCGCUUUACUUACUGGUACGUUGUCCAGAAGAAGAAUUAGAAUUAUAGAAUUAAACCCCCUCUCGUUGCCCUGCUUUCUCUCUCUCGCUAGACCUCUCUCUUGGACAGGCGCCUCUUCGGCAUGCACAUUUAAUCCAAAUAAAACAUUCACAAUCGUGAAAGCAAGCACACAUAGAAGACGUUUAGCUAAAUUAGGCUACUAUUAAAUCCGGUUAGCAUAAUUAGCAUGUAACUACACAGUUACAGUGCAACUGGAAAGUUUUCAGACCCUUUCAAGUUUUCCAUGCACACAUUUGUUUAAAACUCUUGCAUUCAAGUUGACUGAUCAUCUCAAUACCAAUGUUUUCCCAGACUCAAAUGGGCCUGUCCCAGGAGAAAAAGUAUUACCUUGAAACUUAAACACACGUGGGGAAACUGAACAGCCCAAUCAGUAGAUAAUCUGGCCAACUAUGCUGCUUUGUUUACAAUAUUUACAGGCUUCAACCAGACAGCUGAAUUAAAGAGGUAGUUGUAAUAGAAAUAGUAGGCUAUAAUCUGCA